GCUGGCCGCUCUACUGCAAGUGGAGCUGUGAGGGCGACUACAUUAGGGAAAACAUUGUAAGGGGGAAAAGUGCUGAUCGGGCAAUCAAAGCGGAUUCUUGUGUGACACGAAAGUAAAAGAGACACUACAGGUCGUGGCGCUUGAGAGGACAAGUCUUAGACUGUGUGGCGACCCCCUAGCAACGAGAGCGAUAAGAGAGUCUACUCCGGGAUAAGCAAAAUCUUCACAUUUGGAAGGUCUCCGAUUGGCUGCUCUUAAUGAAACAAACUCUGAUGUUAGCCAAGUAUAACUUCUUUGGAUCUUCUACUACCUCUGAUUGUGAUGUGAAGGAUCAUAGACAGCAUUCGCAGCACCAUGGAUAGAAUGCUGUCUUGAAAUUGACGCCUACAAGUAAAUAUCUCCCUGAAGGAAGAAAGAAGCAGAUCAUCUUCACCUUUACGUUCCUAACUCCAAGAGGUGGGACCAUUUUGAAGUCGUAGAAGUGGGAAUCAUUCAUAGUAUAAAAUGGAGUUUUGAGGGGACUUGGCAGUGUUUACUUGUUUUCCUGGACCAAUUUUCAAUCUGGAUGAUCUUCCUUGGCAUUUAACUGCAUGUUUGGUGCCUGACCAGCUACUGUGGGAUUUAAUGUUAACUCUAGAUUGUUUCAACUGAAAAUGGAAACACUGGAGUCGGAGCUGACCUGCCCGAUCUGCUUGGAAUUGUUUGAAGACCCUCUCCUUCUGCCCUGUGCCCACAGCCUGUGUUUCAAUUGUGCACAUCGAAUUCUUGUGUCUCACUGUUCUACCAACGAGCCAGUUGAGUCAAUCUCUGCCUUCCAGUGUCCCACCUGCCGUUACGUCAUUUCCCUCAACCAUCGCGGGCUGGAGGGGCUUAAACGAAAUGUGACCUUGCAGAACAUUAUUGACCGCUUUCAGAAGGCCUCUCUUAGCGGACCAAAUUCGCCAAGCGAAAGCCGGCGUGAGCGAUCCUUCAGUAGUCGAAGCAGCCCCGCCACCGCCAUGUCACUAGAUCGUGUCAGCUGUCAGUUUUGUGAGCAGGAUCCUCCCCGUGAAGCUGUGAAGACUUGCGUAACCUGUGAGGUGUCCUACUGUGACCGGUGCCUUCGUGCCACCCACCCUAAUAAGAAACCAUUUACCAGCCAUCGACUGGUUGAGCCUGUGCCAGAUGCCCACUUGCGGGGACUCACGUGCUUGGAGCAUGAAAAUGAGAAAGUCAAUAUGUACUGCAUUGUGGAUGAUCAGCUAAUUUGUGCCUUGUGCAAGCUAGUGGGUCGCCAUCGAGAUCACCAGGUUUCUUCACUCAGUGAACGCUUUGACAGGCUCAAGCAAACCCUAGAGAACAACUUGACGAACCUGGUGAAACGCAAUGGUGAAUUAGAAAACCAGAUGGGAAAGUUGAUCCAGAUCUGUCAGCAAGUGGAGGUAAACACAGCCAUGCAUGAAGCCAAAUUAAUGGAAGAGUGUGAUGAGCUGGUGGAAAUCAUUCGGCAAAGGAAGCAAGUAAUUGCUGUUAAAAUUAAGGAAUCUAAGGUGAUGAAACUUCGCAAACUGGCUCAGCAGAUAGCAAACUGUCGCCAGUGUUUGGAGCGCUCAAGCGCACUUAUCACCCAGGCAGAACAGAGCCUGAAGGAGAAUGAUCAUGCUCGCUUCCUGCAGACUGCCAAGAACGUGGCUGAGAGGGUUGCUAUGGCAACAGCAUCCUCCCAAGUCCUGAUCCCCGAUGUUAACCUGAAUGAUGCCUUUGACAAUUUUGCCCUUGACUUUUCAAGAGAAAAGAAACUUCUUGAAAGUUUGGAUUAUCUGACAGCUCCUAAUCCACCGGCGAUUAGAGAGGAGCUCUGUACAGCAUCACAUGACACAAUAACAGUGCAUUGGACUUCUGAAGAUGAAUUUAGUGUCAGUUCGUAUGAGCUUCAAUACACUAUAUACACUGGCCAGGCCAACUUCAUCAGUUUGUACAAUUCAGUGGACAGCUGGAUGAUCGUUCCCAACAUAAAGCAAAACCACUACACCGUGCAUGGACUGCAGAGCGGUACCCGAUACGUCUUCUUUGUCAAGGCUAUCAACCAGGCUGGGAGCCGGAACAGUGAGCCCGCCAAACUCAAGACAAACAGCCAGCCAUUUAAACUUGAUCCCAAAACAGCCCACAAGAAACUACGUCUGUCCAAUGACUGCUUAACAAUGGAGAAGGACGAAAGUUCUUUGAAAAAAAGUCACACGCCGGAGAGGUUUAGCAGUACUGGGUCCUACGGAGCAGCAGGGAAUGUAUUUAUUGACAGUGGCUGCCAUUAUUGGGAAGUCUUGCUGGGAGCCUCCACAUGGUAUGCCGUUGGUGUCGGUUACAAGUCCGCCCCAAAAAAUGAAUGGAGUGGAAAGAACUCAUCGUCAUGGGUGUUCUCACGCUGCAAUAACAACUUCAUUGUGAGACACAACAGCAAGGAGAUGCUAGUGGAUGCAAGUUUGCAACUGAAAAGGCUGGGCGUCCUGUUGGACUACGAUAACAAUACUCUUUCCUUUUAUGAUGCUAUGAACUCACAGCAUCUCCACACCUUUGAUAUUUCCUUCAUUCUCCCGGUGGUUCCCACAUUCAUGAUUUGGAAUAAGUCAGUGAUGAUCCUGACAGGACUUCCUGUCCCUGACUUUGUAGACUGCACCGAGCAGCAGGAAUGCAUCUGUAGGUCUCAGGAAUCCCCUUACGUUUCAGGAAUGAAAGCUUGUCAAUGAACGGCGGCACAACUGAAAUAUUUCUGACUUCACAUUUUAAAUGAUGUUGCUUCAUCUGGGGAGUUUGACUCUUUUCAGUUGUUUUUACUUUUUUCCCAGAGAGCAUAUUGAACUGAUUUUUUUCUUCAAAGGCAAGAAUAUUUUAUUGUGUACAGUUACAGUAAAUAGUGCAAAUGUUGACUAACAUAGUGUGACUACUACUCUUCUAAAAAAGAAAAUGAAAAACAGAAAACUGUAAAAGAAACUGGUAAUUUAUGAAUAUAAUUUGGAUUGGUUAUUGAUGGGUUUAUUUGUAUUCAAAAUGCACUUUUGAAGUUUUUUUUUUCCUUAUAAACAAUAGGAGAAAUGUAUUUUUUUUUAUUAUCCUUUCCUCAGACACAGAUAUGGUUUGUUUUCGCAAGAUUGAUAAAAUUAGUUUAGCUAGAUGAAUGGUGGGGGGUGCAGGGUUCAGAACAACCAAAAAAAUGAAACUCUUUAAGUCAGGCCAACCCAGAAUGUUGUACUUUUUAAAUUCAUUUAUAUUUUAAAAGACUACAUGGCUUAGGUAGAAUUUGAUGUACUCAAGCCAUACUGCUAACAUGGGUUUGUUUGCAGGG
Polypterus senegalus (gray bichir) is the source of this 3319-nucleotide messenger RNA. It is a transcript of the gene mid2, whose product is annotated as midline 2. The record is from RefSeq and is a predicted model, not a curated record. The coding region runs from base 654 to 2723 and encodes 689 amino acids. Lineage: Eukaryota; Metazoa; Chordata; Cladistia; Polypteriformes; Polypteridae. Gene Ontology annotation, molecular function: protein binding; zinc ion binding. The transcript is spliced from 15 exons.